AUUGGGCUGCGUAUAAAGGGACGCUAAAACGUUUCCUGUGUGGAGAAGUUAAGUUAUUUUUUGAGUUUUCUCAAGGAAUUAUAUUAAUUUCAAGGAUUAUUCGUGAAGAUCAUUUAAGAUAAAAUGGAUAUUCGACCAAAUCACACGAUUUACAUAAAUAAUCUCAAUGAGAAGGUGAAAAAGGAGGAGCUGAAAAAAUCCCUGUACGCAAUAUUUUCUCAAUUUGGACAAAUCCUGGAUAUUGUGGCAAUGACAACACUGAAGAUGCGAGGGCAGGCUUUUGUGAUCUUCAAGGAGAUUGCAAGUGCAACGAAUGCAUUGAGAACAAUGCAGGGAUUUCCAUUCUAUGACAAACCCAUGAGGAUUCAGUAUUCCAAGACAGACAGUGAUUUGGUGGCAAAGAUGAAGGGAACAUUCAAGGAACGCCCGAAGAAGGUGAAGCCACCGAAAUCAGCAACGUCGGAGGAUAAGAAGGCAAAGAAAGCUAAGAAUGCUAAUAAUACCGAUUCUGCGGGAACGAAUGCCUCAAGUACAGCUGAGCAGCCACCUAAUCAAAUUCUCUUCCUCACCAAUCUUCCGGAAGAGACCAAUGAGAUGAUGCUCUCAAUGUUGUUCAAUCAAUUUCCUGGCUUCAAGGAAGUUCGAUUGGUACCCAAUAGACACGACAUUGCCUUCGUGGAGUUUGCCAGUGAGUUGCAGAGUAGUGCGGCCAAGGAAGCACUUCAGGGCUUCAAGAUAACACCCACGCAUGCAAUGAAGAUCUCUUUUGCAAAGAAAUAAGCUUAAUUUGUCUCCAAAAUGUAUGUCAAAUAAACCAUGCAAAAGCAUUGCACAUCGCUUUCA
Molecule: messenger RNA, 843 nt
Organism: Lutzomyia longipalpis
Lineage: Eukaryota; Metazoa; Arthropoda; Insecta; Diptera; Psychodidae
Gene: snf
Product: U1 small nuclear ribonucleoprotein A
Exons: 2
Coding region: 124-780 (218 amino acids)
Biological process (GO): mRNA splicing, via spliceosome
Cellular component (GO): U1 snRNP
Molecular function (GO): U1 snRNA binding
Source: RefSeq, a predicted model, not a curated record